Molecule: messenger RNA, 16944 nt
Organism: Pelobates cultripes (western spadefoot toad)
Lineage: Eukaryota; Metazoa; Chordata; Amphibia; Anura; Pelobatidae
Source: the annotation of a GenBank genome assembly
AUGGUCCUGGGAUGUCCCUUACCGGUGAGGCCUUCCACGAGCCAUCCUGCUCACCACACACAGCAAGACAUACCGUGCAGGUACAUACCAGGAGCUGGAAGAUCACAUGUGAGCCCAGGGUAUUCUGCCAUCAGCUGAGGCUGUGGAGACAGACUUAUCCCGCUUGAACCCAGCGAGGAUCCAAGAGUUUGUACCUUGCGCAGCUCAUACCACCUCGUCCUCCAGAGCAGUGACCUAAUUGAAGGAUUGGAAAAUGUACCCCAGAACUCACUGUUCCUGCAUCAACAGUGACUCUCUCCCUCUCUCCUCUAUCCACCACUAAACUGUCACAAAAUGUAUGCUUUUCUUAUUGUCUUUAUUAACUCAGUAUUGUUGCAUUAAUUUAGUUACUUUUCCACACAUCACAGACGGUCCCCACCUUUUAUUUAAAUUAUUGAUUACUACUUUUAUUUAUGAGGUAACCUAGAUCUCAGGCUGACUACUAAGACCAGAUUACACAGGUUAUCAAGCUGGUUCACUACCCAAUCCAAUACAGAGCCACACGUAAUUACUCACCCUCUCUCCCUCACCUUCCCCUCCACCCAGGGGCGUACCUAGAGCAUUUGGCACCCGGGGCGGAUCCUGUGCUUGGCACCCCCCCCAACCCUCCCAAAAAAAACCUGUAAAAAAUGUUAAAGGUUUUAUUUCUUUUAUUUUUACAAUUUGUAAACUUUGCAAAACCGCUGUCAGCCCCUCCUACAAAACCCUUGUCCUGCCCUGCCCCAUCUACAAAACCUCUGUCCUGCCCCUUCUACAAAUCCUGUACUGCCCCAUCUACAAAACCCCCGCAACCCCCUUCCACAAAUCCCCUGCUUAUCCCCCCUUAUAAAGACUCCUGUCCCAAUACAAAACCCCCACCCCCUUCUACAAAAUCCCUGCAGCCCCACACACACAUUUACAGGCAGACAGUCACACACUCAGUUACAGACACAGUCACACACUCAGUUACAGACACAGUCACACACUCAGUUACAGACACAGUCACACACUCAGUUACAGACAGACAGUCACACACUCAGUUACAGGCAGACAGUCACACACAGUCACAGGCAGACAGUCACACAUACACAUUUCCUCCGUGCGGCCAGUUUAUCAGCUGUUUGCUUGAAUGAGCUGUACUGGCCGCACGGCACCCUAACUACCAUGGGACACUGUGCGGCCACAGCUCACACAGCCCCCUCCAGCCAGGGCCGGUACAAGGAUUUUUGCCGCCAAAGGCAAAAGUAAAGUUUGCCGUCCCCCAUGUGACAUCACAAUGUCCCAGCCAUAUGAUUUGCCAUGUUAACUAACGCCAGUGCUGCAGUGCCGCCGUGUUUACAUUAAAAGGCCUGCAGGGACAGGCUAUAGACACCAGAACCACUACAUUAAGCUGAAGUGGUUCUGGGGACUAUAGUGUUUCUUUAAUGUGAGGUAAAUUAGAGCUUAGCCACAGAAUAAUAUACUAGAUUUGCCUACCUGGCCAGAUGAGGAUGAUGAUGGGCUCUAGCUGAAGUCUGGCUCCACUGGUCUGGUGCAGAACAGGCUCUCUGGAGGCGGUUUGUAACUGUGGUCACAAAAAUCAAUGUUCUGGGAGAGCGGGAAGCAGCUCCAUUUUUUGGGGGGUCCUUUACACAGCUCAAGGUCUGGGUCCCAGGGUCCACCUUCAUGUUCCACCAAUGAGUUUGUUCACAGGGGGGUGGAGUGUGUAGGGGAUGUCCUGAUAUGUGUGUAAGGAAUGCAUUGUGUGAAAUUGUGUUUGUAUGUGUAAGGACUGCAAGGUGUGUUUCUGUGUAUGUAUGGGAUGCAUUGAAUGUGUGUAAGGGGUGCAUUGAGUGUGUGUAAUGAAUGCAUUGUGUGUUUCUGUGUGUGUAAGGGAUGCAUUGUGUGUAGCGGUUGCAUUGCUUGUGUAUGUGUGUCUGUGUGUUUUUCUGUGUGCAAGGGGUGCAUUGUGUGUAUGUGAUGAAUGUCAAUCUCUCCUCCCGCUCCAAUUUCCUUCUCCUCCUCCCAAUUUCUCUCUCACCCCUGCUCCUAUUUUCUCUCACCCCCCCUCCUUUCUCUCUCACCCACCCUCCUUUCUUUCUCACCCACCCCCCUUAUUUCUCUCUCACCCCCCCUUAUUUCUCUUUCUCACCCCCCCUUAUUUCUCUUUCUCACCCCCAUAUUUCCUCUCACCCCUUAUUUCUCUCUCACCCCCAUUUCUCUUUCUCACCCCCUUAUUUCUCUCUCACUUGUUCUCUCUCACCCCCCUUGUCUCUCUUUCUCACCCCUUAUUUCUUUUUCUCACCCCUCUCCCACCCCCUUGUUCUCUUUCUCACCCCUCUCUCCUCCUGUUUCUCUUCUCACCCCCCCUUCUCUCCCCCCUCCCCUGCCUCCCUGCUUGGCGUGGCGAGCCUGUAUAGUCCUUGAGGUACAGGGGAGCUUUUGUUCUGUACCCGGCCGGACUAACAGGAAGUGCACACUCGUGCACUUCCUGUUAGUCCGGCCGGGUACAGGAGACAGCUGCUCUCUGUACCCGUUGAGCGCUCCCUCCUGUCAGCCUCUCCUCAGGCUGCGCCCGGGCAGUGCGGUCCGCCCUCAUGGACGCACCGCCCGGGCAAAGCUGCAGCCGCCUGAGGCUCUUCACAGAGCGCUCGGGCGGCUGCAGCAUGGGGGGGGGGCGGCGGGGCUGGCCAUGGCACCCCCCACCCGGCUGGCACCCGGGGCGGACCGCCCCCCCCGCCCCCCCCUUAGUACGCCACUGCCUCCACCAUGUGGAUAAACAGCUACAUAAUCAUACAAUACUCUUACACAGGGGGCAAUACACCUACUCUUCACAGGAACCUUAGUUUUACGUUGUUCGACAUGACCUUAUGGGAACAUUUAUUUAGUUCCACUAUAUAGUAUUUCCUUUUGUUCUCUCACAAUAUAAACAAAAACAAAAAACUCACUCCACACUGCUUAGCAAAGGCCCAGUUAGGGCAUCAUCUUAUCUUUCUAUUAUUGUGGAUUUUUAUUUACGACGCUCGCUGGACACUGUAGUGCCUACUUGUCUGUGUUGUACUCCCACGUGGAGUGAGAAAAAUAAAAAUAAAGUAUUUAAAUCUAAUUUAACUCCUUAAGGACUGAGCCAAAUGUACACAUUUUGAUCAAAAUAAAACUUAAACAAAACUUGGAAUUUGGCUAUAAGUCUCUUCAACCGUAAUUCACCUCUUUGAUAUUAAGUGCAUCCACACUUAUUAUAUAUCAUUUUAUUCAGGAGAAACAGGGCUUUCAUUUAACAUCAAAUAUUGAGCUAUGAAACAUAAUUUAAUAUGAAUAAAAUAUAAAAAAUGUGAGAAAUUAAGAAAAACAUUUUUUUUAGUUCUACGUGACAUUCUAACUGUGAAUGUCAUAAUACUGUUUGCUUUUACUGCAAUAAAUUACACAUAUUUGUAUUCAGUAAUGUCUCAUGUGUAAAACUGUACCCCCUAUGUACAGGUUUUAUAGUGUUUUGGGAAGUUACAGGGUCAAAUAUAGCAUGUUAAAUAUUAUAGCUCAGGAAUGAGAAUUACCCCCAUGAUGGCAUACCAUUUGCAAAAGGUUAUUGCAAAUGGGGUAUGUCCAGUCUUUUUUAGUAGCCACUUACUCACAAACACUGGUCAAAGUUGGCGUUAAUAUUUGUUUGUGUGUGAAAAAUGCAAAAAACUAAUUCGAAUGCCAAUUUUGGCCAGUGUUUGUGAGCCGUUUAGAGCCGGGUCCCCAAUGAAGGGGUUAACAUACAUAAUAUAUAUAUAUAUAUAUAUAUAUAUAUAUAUAUAUAUAUAUAUAUAUAUAUAUAUGUUAUAUAUGUUGUGUAAGUUAUGACUUUAUCAAGGUAUUAUGGACUCAUCUUGUAGCCAGCUGACCAUGCAUGAACAUUCAAAUCUAUACCUCAUAAAUGGUGUUGCCUAGCAACAAACCAAACAUACAGAACAAGUGGAAUUAUGAUGUAAAAUGAUCUGGGGUUCAUUAUCUGUUAUAUCCAGUGCUGAGUAAGCAGUGAUUAACAGUUAUUCCAGUGAUAACCACAUUGGAUCAAUUUGAAAGACAAGCAGUAUUUAAAAUGGAGGAAAACUCCAAAAUAUCUGAACCUGGGGAGCAACAAAACGACCUGCUGUAGGUUUAUUUUAUAUAUAUUUAUUACUAAUGCAAUCCGUUUAUUAGAAAGUAUAUCCCUUGGUAUCUAUUUGUAUGGCAGUCCAGCUAUAUAUAAUUUAACAGAUUAAGAUUACUGGGUGAUAUAUUUUAAAGUUGUUCAUCAUUUCAAUGUUCAAUAAAUAACUUGCGGCCCUGGACAUUAUAACCUCGACCUUAGUGGAUACAAGAGCUAUAAUCAUUAUUUUAAUGUUAAUUUCACUAAUUGAAAUUAUUUUUUUACACUUGGUAAUGAAAAGGAUUCAAUGUAGAUGUCCAUUAUGUUUACAGAUUAUCCAAUUUUUAAAAUAAACAGUGUACGAGGUCUAUUCUGUAGGCCCCAAACAGCUACUGAAUGGUAUUUGGUUAUAAAUAUUUGUUGUUUUUUUAACUGAAAUAUAGCUAAUCAUUAUUUGCAUUGGUAACUGGUUGCCAUUUGCUCAGCUGUUAAUUUAGCAGAACCUCUAUCUAAAUGUGCUUUUCAAACUAAUCAUAAAUUUAGUUCAGAUCAAAUUCCCUGAUGGGAACCCUGUAACCCUAAAUUAACCAAAAACAGUACUCCUACCCAGAAGGGGUGGCUCUGAAAACACUUCCUGCUGAAUUUUAUGAUUUGUAAAUAACUGUAAUUACUUUUUUAUAAAAUAUAUCAACAUAACUGAUAUGUUUGUUUAUUAUUUAUCUUUCAAACUAUUAGACAUUUUAUAAUUUUUUAUUUAUUUAUGCAUAGAAAUUGGUACAUAAUGCUUAGUAAGGUAUGAAACGUAGCAUUGUUACAGUACAAACCACGAAUAAUCCAAAACUUUGCACAUAUUUCACAAAUACCAGUAAAUGUAGACAUUUUAUUUUAAUUACACUUUUAUACCAAAGAAGGAGCUGUGCAAUACAUUAUGGAGAAGAUAUAGCACAUGCACAUAUGCAUUUCUGUGCACUAUGUUGUAUAAAUUAUGUUUGUAUUAAGGUAUUAUGAGCUCAUCAAAACCUCUCAAUGCUUGUAGCCAGCUGAUCAUGCAUGAACAUUGCACUCUACUUCACAGCUGGCAUUGCCUAGCAACACACCAAACAAAAAGUUGCAAAGUGGGAUUAUGAUGUAAAUUUAUGAUGUAUCUGGGGUUCAUUAUCUGUUACAUCCAGGGCUGAGUAAGCAGUGAUUAACAGUUAUUCCAGUGAUAACCACAUUGGAUCAAUUUGAAAGACAAUUAGCAUAUAAAAUGGAGGGGAAUACUGAAAUAGCUGAACCUGAGGAACAACAAAAUGGCUUGCUGUAGGUUUAUAUUAAAAUGGUUUACUUAUAUAAUGUAGUAAUAUUGUUAGAAAGUAAGUUCCCUGAUAACUAGAUACAAUUAAUUUAAAGGACAGCCAGUAACAAAAUGAUAGUUAAUGAAUGUGUGCUUGCUCACACGUGCAUUCAAUUCUAUUGGUUAAAGGGACACUAUGGUCACUAGAACAACUACAGCUUAUUGAAUUUGUUCUGGUGAGUAGAAUCAUUACCUUCAGGCCUUUUGCUGUAAACACUGUCUUUUCAGAGAAAAUGCAGUGUUUACAUUACAGCCUAGUGCUAACUUCACUGGCCACUCCUCAGAUGGCUGUUAGAUAUCCUUCCUGGGUCAUGGCUGCCUAAAAUGCAUCCAGACAUUCAGUGUCUCCUCCCUCUGUAUGCAGACACUGAACUUUCCUCAUAGAGAUUCAUUGAUUCAAUUCAUCUCUAUGAGGAGAUGCUGAUUGGCCAGGGCUGUGUUUGAAUUGUGCUGGCUCUGCCCCUGAUCUGCCUCUUUGUCAGUCUCAGCCAAUCCAAUGAGGAAGCAUUGUGAUUGGAUCAGGCUACCACUUCUGCUGAUGUCAGCAGGCAGUGGUCAGGUCUAAAGGAAACAGUGACAAAGUAAGCAGCUUCAGGCUUGAACUCAAGUAAGAUUUUACUAUAUUUAGGGAGGCAUGAGGGACCAGGUGGGCUAGAUGGUGGUUUUAACCCUAUAGGGUCAUUUAUAUAUGUUUGUGUUCCUGACCCUAUAGUGCUCCUUUAAUAUUACUGGGUGGUUAUAACAUAGCCACUUGCUGGUCACUAUCAGAGCUAUGUUUAGUAUAUUAAUGCUAAUUUCACUAACUGAAAAACUACUCUGCAUUCAGUUACACCUCGAGUUUGGUGGAAUUUGAUUGGCAUAGCAUACAAUGGAUUGUAGUUAAUCAUUUGGGUUUUACCGCACAUAUUACUAAUCUCAACACAGCUGAGGUGUAAUAGUCACUACGUCAUAUCCCUUAUUUCUCUAAAACAAUUGCCAACUUUGAUAAAUGCUUUUAACCCCUUAAAACCGCAACCAGUGGCGUACACACAACCCAUGGGGCCCCGGUGCAAAAACUGAUCCGUGGGCCCCCUCUGCCCCGCGCUUACUCUGCGCAGGGUGCCAGGUCCCUCUAGUUUUAACCCUGCAGCUGAAAACAUAGCAGUUUCAUAGAAACUGCUAUGUUUCACUGAGGGUUAAUCUAGCCUCUAGUGGCUGUCUCACAUCCGCUAGAGGAGCUUCCACGAUUCUCACUGUGAAAAUUACAGUGAGUAGACGCUGGUUGUCCAUAGGAAAGCAUUGAGUAAUGCUUUCCUAUGGGCGGUUUGAAUGCGCGCGCGGCUCUUGCCACGCAUGCACAUUCGGAGCUGAGAGGCGGAUCGGAGCGGAGAGAUCCCCAGCGCCAAGGGAGUCCAGCGCCAGAGAAAGGUAAGCGCUUAAGACACACACACACUCACUCUCACGAACAGACACACACAUUUACUGACAGACACACACUCAGUGACAUACAUACACACUCACUGACAGACAGACACACACACUCACUCACUUACAAAACACACACUCACUAACAGACACACACAAACUAACACACUCAGUAACAGACACACACAGUAACACACUCACUGACACACUCUAACACUAACACACACACACACUAACACACACACUCUAACACUAACACACACACACACUCUAACACUAACACACACUAACACACACACACUCUAACACACACACACUAACACACACUAACACACACACACUUACGUUUAAAAAAAAAAAAUUAAUCCCCCCAGCCUCCUUACCUUAGGGAGUGCUGAGGGGAUUCCGUGGGGUCCAGGGGUAUCACCGGGUGGGCAGGCUGGCUGGCGCGCGAGGGAGCACUCUCCCUGACUGAGUGCUUCUUCUUCAGCUCCCUCGAGUGCCACGUACUGAUGCCGGAGCCGGAAUAUGACGUCAUCUUCCGGCUCCGGUAUCAGUGCGGUGCGCGAGGGAGCUGAAGAGGAAAUAUAUAUAUGAUCUAAGUAUGUAUUAUUUAUUUUUACACUGUUUUAACUUAUUUUACUUCAUUUUCAGACAGCAAGGGAAGUACCUGUCAUUACAGGCACUCCCACUGCUGGCAAUGACUUGGACGGCUAUGCCGUCCAUGUGAUCGCGAGGUCCUCGCAAGGACCUCGCGAUCACAUGGCCCAGAGGGGCCGAAGAGGAUGGAGGGGGACUCCCUGGGCUCCCAGGUAAGUCCCCAUACCGCGAUCGCUGGCGUGGGAUCGGCGGUGACCGGGUAAGUACAUAAAAUCACUGGGUGUUCUAUGCCGCCCUGCGGCGUUUAGAGACAUCAAAAUAGGGAUGGCAUAGAACGCCCUGCGGUCUUAAGGGGUUAAUUACGCUAAAAGAUAUGAAUGUGAAAGGACCACUAUAAAAUAUGAAUAGCAGCAAAUUUGCAAUCAGACCCCUUUUUGGCACUGAGAGGAUAGUGAAAUUAACAGACAAAUCUAAUUAAACUGCACAAAUAAAAUAUGUUGCAGAAAUUGAAAUAAUAUGCUUUAAGAACAUAUUAUCCCAUUAUUAAUCUGAUUAAAAUGUCAAACAACUUAGAUGGUUUAAGAUUGGGACUGUACUUAGCAUUGGGUUACAAUUAACCUCUUUCCUGUUUUUCCCUCAGUAAAUUGGAGGAACAUGAAGUCCUGUACUCUGAAACUAACGAAUAUGAAGUGCUAGAAUUCUUGGGCAGUGGCACCUUUGGGCAGGUUGUAAAAUGUGUAAAUAAAGGAACCAGUGAGAAAGUGGCCAUCAAAAUGUUAAAGAACCACAGAUAUGUCACUGAAGAUGCAGAAGCUGAGAUAAACAUCCUGACCCAGCUGAACAAGGAAUGCCCAGACAAAUUCAAUGUCAUCAAAGCCUACGAGUUUUUCCUGUACAACAAUAUCAUCUGCCUUGUGUUUGAGAUGCUACAUAUGAGUCUCUUUGACUAUAUGGAAUCAUUUGGUGGCUCGUUUCCUGUGAAAAUGAUCCGCCCUAUCGUGGCGCAGGUGGCCUUUGCAUUGACAAAGCUCAAAAGUCUAGGAAUCAUUCAUACAGACUUGAAGCCAGACAACAUCAUGCUGGUAGACAAUUUCAUGCACCCAUUGAAAGUCAAGGUGAUAGACUUUGGGUGUGCAUUCCAUGUGUCCAAGGCUCGAUGUUCGAGUUAUAUACAAGCAAGAUUUUAUAGGUAAGAGACAUUCAUUAAGUAUAAUUUACAUUUCAAUGGAGCUUGUCAGUGCACGCAUAUCUUCUACUUUUAUAAAAUGAGUUUAAAGAAUAUGGUAAUCAGAUUGGGUUCAUUUUUCUGUCUAUUAAAUAUUUGGUGACAUUAGUGAACCAGUUUAUGGCUUCUGGAGGAGUUUAUCAACCAAGUAUCUCUACACAUACACAAGUGCUCUUACAGUGGGCAUAUUUUAUACACAGUUUCCCCAAGUGACAUGACCAAGCCUUCUUAUAUUUCCCUUUUUGGUAACUUGCAGGUCUCCAGAAAUUAUAUUGGGAUAUCCAUUCUGUGAGGCUAUUGACAUGUGGUCUUUGGGAUGCAUCACGGCGGAGCUGUUCAUAGGAUGUACUUUAUAUCCCGGAGCAUCUGAAUAUGAUCAGGUGAGUGUAAAUCUAACUGUUAUUUAUGUCUAAUUGUAAAUUACGGCCUCAGUCAAGAAUCCAGAAUUAAUUCAGAUAGAAAGGUAUCAUGUAGCUGUUUUAUUUGAUUGUGCAGACAGGAGUCAAAGUGCAAUGUAAAAUGACAUAAAUAAUUUAAUUUAUAAUUAAAGAAGUUUAUUCACUAAACAAGGAAUUCAAGUGAAUUAAAGAUACAAAACUGCACAAUGUAAGCAAAAGUGCAGAUUUGGAAGAGCUCUCCAACGGAAGAAUUCUGCAACCCAACUGCGGACACACCUGUCAACCUGUAUUUUGGAUUAUAGUUAUAUAUUAAACUCCCGAUUUAAAACGUAACAAUAUUUGUGUUUUACAGCUGGAAACAAUUUGCAAAAUUAUUAUCCUUAUGGCAAAGAAAAGGUUAAAGUUUUAGAUAAAACAAAAAAAUCUCCAGCAUUACAAAGUGAUGUCAGACAGGUUUUGUUUUGUUUGUAUAGUUAAUCCCUUCAGGACGGAGUCAAUAGUACACGUUCUGCUCAAAACAAAACAUAAACAAAAACUGGAAUUUGCGCUAUAUGUCUGUUCAACCAUAAUUCGCUGCUGUCACAUUAAAUGCACCCACACUUAUUAUAUAUAAUUUUGUUCAGGAGAAACAGGGCUUUAAUUUAUCAUUAACUAUUCAUAUAUGGAACAUGAUUUAUUAUGAAUAAAAAUUUUAAAAAAUUAGAGAAAAUAAGAUUUUUUUUUUAAAUUUGUAUUUCCGUCUGACAUUUUAGCUGUGAAUGUCAUAAUACUGUUAGGUUUUACUGCAAAACAAUGCACAUAUUUGUGAUCAGCGAUAAAGUUACAGGGUCAAAUAUAGAACGUUCCAUUUUCAUAUUGAAAUUUGCCAGAUUAGUAAUGUUACCUCUGAGACGGUGUGGUAGCCCAGGAUUGAGAAUUACCCCCAUAAUGGCAUACCAUUUGAAAAAGUGGACAACCCAAGGAAUUGAAAGUGGGGUAUGUUUAGUCUUUUUUUAGUAGCCACUAAGUCACAAACACUGGCCAAAGUUAGUGUUCAUAUUUGUUUUUGUGUGAAAAAAGCAAAAAACUAAUAUUUGGCUAGUGUUUGUGACUAAGUGGCUACUAAGAAAGACUGGACAUACCCCACUUGCAAUAACUUGGGUUGUCUACUUUUGCAAAUGGUAUGCCAUCAUGGGGUAAUUCUCAUUCCUGGGCUACCAUACGCUCUCAAAGGCAACAUAACCAAUCUGGCAAAUUUCAAUGUAAAAAAAAUGAAAUGCAAGCCUUAUAUGUGACUCUCUAACUUUCCAAAACACCAUAAAACCUGUACAUGGGGGGUACUGUUAUUCUCAGGAGACUUCACUAAACACAAAUAUUAGUGUUUUUUCAAACAGUAAAACAUAUUACAACAAUAAUAUAGUCCAUAAAAGUGCCGUUCGUUUGUAAAAAAUUCAAAAAAAUUAAAUUUUACUUAAAAUAUCUUCGUUGUAAUACAAUUUAUCAUUUUGAAACACUAAUAUUUGAGUUCAGCAAAGUAUCCCGAGUAAAACAGUCCCCCCUAUGUACAGGUUUUAUGGUGUCUUGGAGAGUUAAAGGGUCAAAUAUAGUGCUUGCGAAUUAAAUUCUCUGCACUUUCUCCCUGUGUUGUCAUGCAUGUCAAUCAAAUUUUAAUUAAUCAAAUCACAUAAUUAUGUUAAAAGAUUACUUAAAUAUACACGUAGAAUUUUAAUAUAUAUGCAUUUAUAGGUAUGUAUAGGCAUUUGUAGGUAUUUAAAUUCUACGUGUAUACUAAUGUAAUUUUUUAUGUAAUUAUAGGUAUUUAUCUAUAAAUAUAUAUAUUUGCGUUUUUUUGUAUUUUUUUGUAUUUUAUAUAUAGAUAUAUAUAGAAUGUCAUUCUAAGUGUAUUUUGUUACCAAUAUAUAUAUAUUAAUAACAAAAUAGAGUUAGAAUGAAAUUACAUAUGAAUAUAUAAUUUAUAUUAAAUUUUGUUUCAAUAUGUUAUUUAUUUUAUUAUUUUAUUUAUUUAUUAUUGUAAUUAUACGUAUGUAUAUAUAUAUAUAUAUAUAUAUAUAUAUAUAUAAUAUAUGUGUAUAUAUCUAUUAUAUAUAUAAUAUAUAUACAUAUUAUAUAUAUAGUCAAAAAUGGGUCGCAAGAGAAUACUGAGGACGGAUCUGGACUGCCCGUAUGGGUGGGACCAGUCUGAUAUGCUUCAGAUAUGUUCUCUCUGUAAUGGCACAAGUUGAGCUAAAACCAGCUUGAGUUCUGGGCGGGGACCCACCGAAGGGCAGGCUAUUUUAGCUGCUGUCCGUCCUCAGAAUACUCUUGCGACCCAUUUCUUGCUCUCCAUUAGUUUAAAGGGUAAUCCAGACGUGGACCCCUUGCUCACGGUGCCUAGAGAGAUAUCAGCUAUGCCUAACUGUCGAUGCCUAACAAGGCUGAAACGAUCGUCUGGGGUUGCUGUAUCUCUCGUGCAGAGAGAACUUGCUGGCAUUUCGGAUCUGGACUGCCUGUAUGUGUGGGACCAGUCUGAUAUGCUUCAGAUAUGUUCUCUCUGUAAUGGCACAAGUUGAGCUAAAACCAGCUUGAGUUCUGAGCGGGGACCCACCGAAGGGCAGGCUAUUUUAGCUGCUGUCCGUCCUCAGAAUACUCUUGCGACCCAUUUUUUGCUCUCCAUUAGUCUAAAGGGUAAUCCAGACGUGGACCCCUUGCUCACGGUGCCUAGAGAGAUAUCAGCUAUGCCUCACUGACGAUGCCUAACAAGGCUGAAGCGAUCGUCUGGGGUUGCUGUAUCUCUCGUGCAGAGAGAACUUGCUGGCAUUUCGGAUCUGGACUGCCCGUAUGGGUGGGACCAGUCUGAUAUGCUUCAGAUAUAUUCUCUCUGUAAUGGCACAAGUUGAGCUAAAACCAGCUUGAGUUCUGAGCGGGGACCCACCGAAGGGCAGGCUAUUUUAGCUGCUGUCCGUCCUCAGAAUACUCUUGCGACCCUUUUCUUGCUCUCCAUUAGUUUAAAGGGUAAUCCAGACGUGGACCCCUUGCUCACGGUGCCUAGAGAGAUAUCAGCUAUGCCUCACUGACGAUGCCUAACAAGGAUGAAACGAUCGUCUGGGGUUGCUGUAUCUCUCGUGCAGAGAGAGCUUGUUGGCAUUUCGGAUCUGGACUGCCUGUAUGGGUGGGACCAGUCUGAUAUGCUUCAGAUAUGUUCUCUCUGUAAUGGCACAAGUUGAGCUAAAACCAGCUUGAGUUCUGAGCGGGGACCCACCGAAGGGCAGGCUAUUUUAGCUGCUGUCCGUCCUCAGAAUACUCUUGCGACCCAUUUCUUGCUCCUCAUAUUAUAUAUAUGUAACGUCAUUCUAAGUGUAUUUUAAUACUAAUAUAUGUACUUAUAUUAAUAUUAAAAUACACUUUGUAUGAUGUUACAUAUAUAUAAUAUAUAUAUAUUAUAUAUAUAAUAAAUAUACAUCUAUUAUAUAUAUAUAAAUACAUUUAAUUAAUUUUACACAUGUUUAUUUAUUUAGUUUUUUCAUUUCCCACCAGCAGGGGGACUGUCUGAUAUUUCAGACAGUCCCCCUGCUGGCAGAUCCACAGCCAGCUAUUUUUGAGAGCGAUCACAUGGCCCCUGGGGGCCUCAUUUGCCGAGGGAGGGCUGCCUGGGCUGUCAGGCAGCCCUCCAGAAGAUUAUCGUGGCGGAGGUAAGUCCACCGGACCCCCAGGGGCUAUGCCGCCGCAGUGGCUUUAAAGCCCUUUUAAUGCAGGAUGGCAUAGAGCGCCGUAACGGCGUUAAGGGGUUAAACCCUUUAUAUAUUUACUAUACAAUGGAGGUUAAUUUACCUAAUUUCUCAUGUAUUACUAAAGAAAAUGUUAGUUAUUGAUAAGUUAUGAGAAUCCAGUUAAUCAGACUGAGUAGAAGCUGGUGAUUAUGGGUAUGUUACGGUUUUGAUGCCGGUAUAUGAAGCUCUUGCUUCCUCCCUGCAGAUCCGCUACAUCACCGAAACCCAGGGUUUACCCAAUGAAAACAUGCUCAACAGGGGAACAAAGACCCAUCUUUUCUUUAGAAGAAAAAUGCAUUACCAGCAAGUAUUAUGGAGAUUAAAGGUAAGGGCUUAACUGUAUUUCUAUAAAAUAAAAUUCAGGACAAGGGUUAAACAAAUCCAGUAAUAUGUCCCAGCACAUACUCUACCAUGAAGUGGUUGAAGCAACAUUCCAGGAUUUCUAUAUCAUUUAUUUUUUUAAACCAAAUAAAAGUUUACACACCGACUUGCAGUAAUUCAGUAAUUUGGAAGUUUAGACGAGAUAAAGCUUAAUUAACUGUUCCCCAGUGAAGAGUUAACUACCAUUUCCCCUUUUCUCAGCCGGCUUUGCAGACAAAAUGUAUUUAAAAAUAAACUUUCACAACAACAUAGUAAUAAAAAUAUACCGAACUGUUUUGACUCUGUGAAAGCUACUGGAUAAGUUAAUGGCAGAACAUGUUUCAUGGUUCAGUACAUUAUCAGAAAACUCAUUGGGAUGCUGGAGAAUUCUACAAUGAAGGUUUUUUCCUUUUUAGAAACUAAUUGAGAAUCUUGUUUUCCCUUUCCUCUAGUCUAAAGACCACUACGAAUGGGAGACUGGUAUUAAACCAUUAGAAAGAAGGAUAAAUAUCUUCAGUUGUCUUGAUGACUUUGCAAAGGUACUGUAUUCCCAUUUACCUAAAAUAGUAGGUUACACAGCAUCUUCCCAUCACACAUGUGAUAUUUUUUACAAUAUUUUGGAUAGACAACAAAAAUACUUGAAAACUGCUUGGUUGGUCAAGCACAGAUGAGGUAGUGGAGCAAUCACUUUGUUCCUAAUGUUAGGUAUGAGGAGCAACAGUAUGUAUGUGCAUGGUUCAUACGGGAGCCCAAAAAACAGUGUGCACCUUAAGAUAAAUACAUGUUUAAACUUUUACCAUCUCUGCUUAUAUGUACUUUAGUUUUGUUUCAAUUUAAUGUAAUUACCCUUUUUCUUUUGAAUAUGUAUUAUUAACAUUUACCUGUUUGGUUCCAAUAGCUCAUAAAAACAUAACAUAAGAACCCCUUUCUUGUUUUGUAACACCUCUAUCUUGUCUUGAGUUUCCAAUUUUGUUACAGGAGUCUAAUGCUCUCAUUAGGCAUUUUUUAACCCAAAAUUGAAAGAAGCAAGGUGAAUUGUUAGUAUGGGCCCUUCCUCAGAGGUUUACCUUGAUGUGGUAGAUGAGCUUACACUCAAGUGGCCACUGGAGUGAUAAUAAAAACUUCCAGUUAUUUAAAUGUGCAUAGGAAUUCGGGAAAUGGCGCAAGUAACUAUUUUCUUUGGCUUUUAUGGCUACAUCAGUCUACAAACCAAAACAAUGUUGCCAUCGACAUGAUGGUAAUUUCCCGAGCACUAUAGAAGUUAGGAGUUGGAGCUCUAAGAAGCAACCACUGGAAAAAAGUUUUAUUUUAGGUAUUAUGAUUAUAAACUUUACUAAAAAAAAUCAUCUUCUUAUUUAUUUUCUUUCUCUUUAGCUACAUGUACAGUAUGAGCCAGAGAUCAGUGGCAUUAUGGUGGAGAUGGGAGACAUGUGGCAGUGUCUUGAUCUCAUAAAGGAAAUGCUUGCUCUAGAACCAGAGAAGAGGAUAACUCCCAUAGAGCUUCUCAGCCAUCCAUUCAUCACAAUGGCUCAUCUCACGCACUUCUCACAGAGUCCAUAGUACGCAAUUUUUUUCGUUCAUUGGAAAGGUUGCUUGGAAAUGAAAGUUGGUAUUAAUGUAGGAGUAGAAUGAUUAAUUAUUUUCAUAAAUAGUAUAGAAAGCUUUUUGCUCCCUCUCGUGAGCUAUGAUACUUCAAAAGUGAGAGAAUAAAAACCUGAUAUGGACCAGGAAUGGACUAGAGGUGGCCUAAUUUUCUAUGGUCAAAAGACCUAUUAUCAAUGGUGGCAUUCUAGGUCUGGAAAAAAAAACAACCUAAAAAUAAUAAAUACAAUAUAUAUAUAUAUAUAUAUAUAUAUAUAUUUAAACUAUAUCUAUCAUGUUUUUUCUACUUACAUUGGAGGCACCAAGACAACCAUUAGCACUUGGAGUGUGCUUUCAAAGAAUAUUGAGAAAUUAUGGUUUAGUUUAUAGCAACUCAAAUUAUGUACUCAUCUGUCCUUUGGAAGGAAGGUUUUAUUCAGUAAUUCUUCAUUUGUGUAUUCUUCCUGACAUAAUCCCCUGUCUAUUCAAUAGUUUUAUUACUUUUAUGUAUAUUUUUCUUCUCCUUGUCAUUUGUUCCCAUCCUUCAACAACUUUCCUUUUUUUCAUUUCUUUAAAUGUUUUCCACUUCCCUUUUCCUACAUUACAUUUUUCCUUUCCAUAUAAUUACAUCCCACUGUCCUUCUCUCUCUUUUUACAGUGUAGAAUCCUGCCUUGAGGACAUGGAGAUCUGCAAAUGUCAGGUGAGUAUAUAUUACAUUGUGAAUCAUAGUUAAAACAAACAUUUAUAAAAAAAAUUGGUCCCAAAACAAUCUUUCAUUUUAGCAUGACCAUAACUCUGUAACUUUGUGCAUAUCUGUGUAAGUACUAAGGCUUUUUUAUUUUAAUAUGUUUAAUAAGGAGACUCUAGCCAAUGGCUCCCCCAUACCCCUUAUCCAUUAGCAGGUGAAAGAGCAAAGGUCAGUUAGUGCCUCCAUUAUUGUACCCCUUAUAACCCAAACAAACCUGUAAAAACCUGUUAGGUGUACCACAUAGACAGCAAUGUACUUUGGCAGCUUCCCACAAUACUUUUUUAAUUAAAAAAGCAAAAAAAAAAUAUGCCUAUUCAUAAUCAUAACACAAAUACAGACAUUAAGCAGGAAAAGGUAUAAUAUUCAAUUUUACUAAGUAUAUUCUUAGUGUAACUUGUGUUCACAGUAGAGCAGAUUUAUUUUUCAUAUUCCUCUCUAUAUAGAGAUAUCAUUAUAUAAACAAUGUAGGCUGCCCAGGCUGCCCAUCCUUUCUAUCAUUGCUAAUGAAUAGCAUUAUACAUGGGCUCCUGAAAAGGACACUAUAGCCACCCAGACCACUUCAGCUCAUUGAAGUCAUAUCGGUGCAGUCUCCCAGGCCCCUUAUCCUAGCAACUGUAAUGAUUGUAGUUUCUGAUAAACUGCAAUAAUUACCUUGCAGGGUUAACUCCACCUCUAGUGACUGUCUACCAGGCAGCCACUAGAGGGACAUCCAGUUUCUUAGGUGACUUUUGGUCACGUAACUGACGCUGUUGCAUGAGGAAAUCCAGUUUCACCCAAAACCCCAUACUUUAGUCCGCUGACUGAAGUAAGUGGAGGAGAAGCAGCGGAGGAGUGGAGACGGAGCCUUUACCGGCACCCAGGGACAUUGGUGCUGGAAUAAGGUAAUUGACCCCUUCUUCACCACAAAGGGAGCAGAGGGGCAUGAGGGAGGGAGCACUAUAGGGAGUGAUAAGGCCAGGAAAACAACUUUUUUUUUCCUAGCACUACAGUUUCCUUUUAAAUUAAUACAUUCUGACAUUUUGUUUUUCGUUUCAUGAGUAGCUGACUCAAGAUGAAACAAUGAAGGUUGAAGAAACCUGUGAGGAUAGUAUGGAGGAUGUAGUACAUGAUACCCAGGAAAGACCAUCUCAGAGUGAAAAGGAAACAUCCGAUGAGGACAUAAUAAAACACCUGAGUGACUUAAAUGACGGCGACAGAGUUGAGAAUGAGGAAACAAAUCAGAGAAAGAGGGGAUCCCGUCUGAAACGGGCAUUACGAGCUCUGCGCUGCCGUUUCUCCAACACUGACAGCAGCACAGAGAAAGAAGCUGCAGCUUCCAUCCACUCCUCCCGGCCAUCGAAGCGCAGUGCAGGAUUGCUGCAGAAGUGUGUCAGCGGCCUGUCUCAAAUAAAAAGGAGGUGGAAACAAAGAAACAGAACUGUCCAUCCAUUACCAUAA